Molecule: messenger RNA, 1646 nt
Organism: Colletotrichum fioriniae
Lineage: Eukaryota; Fungi; Ascomycota; Sordariomycetes; Glomerellales; Glomerellaceae
Source: RefSeq, a predicted model, not a curated record
AUGCCCUCGAGAAACCCGUCCACCUGGGACGAAUACGAACGGGGCGCCUCCCCCCAGCGCUCCGUGAGUAUCGACUCCAAUGCCGUAGCUGAGGACCAGUCGCUCCUGGGAGAAGAUGAUGAGGGUGACUACGGCAGCAGUUCUCACGGACUUCGUCGCAGAAGAUCUUCAGUAACGCGGCACCUUGCCGCCAUCACAGAUAUCGGCGGUGUCAACAGUAUCCGCUCCUUCACGCGCAGUUGGGCGCGUGCUGCAGGCUUUGCCGAGGUCAUUCCCCAACGACCGUCCUUUGUUUUCGCGCCUGACCAGGUCCCGAUUGCCUCGUCGUCCACCGAUGGCCUCGACUACUCUCGCAGCCAUGUUGAGUCCGGUUCCCACCCGAGGACCUCACUGCUGAGGCAGCACCUCGAGGCCACCCCCGAGGCGGCACCGAGCGCAUCGUACCAGAAUGGCUCUUCCGCUUCUGGCGCAGAUGACAGCGCCGUGCAGACCGAUUUCCGCGACCGUGAGCGCAAGGCAGUGGAGGCGGAGCUCUCUGGAGCCUUCCGUGGUUCCAGCUUUGGGAGCGGUCGCAGACCGUCGCAGUCCAUCUUCGCGGUCCCGCCUCACCUGGCGACCCCGCCGCUGGUCGGAAGUUUCAGCUCGUACAGGACGUAUGGAACGAUAGCAGAUGUCGAUGAGCCAUCAAUGGCCCAGGCCGGCGAGCUCUGGCGCCAACAGCAAGAGGCAGGGGGCAAUGUGCCUGACGGAGAGAACAUGCCCAUUCUCGUAAAGGAGGUCGAACAAGACGGAAAGAUUAUCCUGACUGUGGAGGGACAGUCCACGCUACCCCAAACCAUCUUCAACUCGAUCAAUGUCCUGAUCGGUGUUGGUCUGUUGAGUUUGCCCAUGGGCAUCAAGUACGCCGGUUGGAUUUGCGGCAUGAUCGUCUUGGCAGGCUCUGCGGCUGUGACAGCAUACACGGCCAAGCUUCUGGCAAAGUGCAUGGAUCUCGACGCCAGCUUGAUCACAUUUUCAGAUCUGGCCUACAUCUCCUACGGUCGUAAUGCGCGUAUCGCCACCAGUAUUCUCUUCACCCUCGAAUUGUUGGCUGCUUGCGUCGCCUUGAUCGUCCUGUUUGCCGACUCUCUGACGCUAUUGUUCCCGGGCUUUCUGAGCGUCAACACGUGGAAGCUCUUGUGUUCGAUUAUCAUGAUUCCCCUCAACUUCCUCCCGCUGCGCCUCCUGAGUUUUACCAGCGUUAUCGGCAUUUACCUCUUGGACGCUUUCACGGCCGUUGUCGGUCUGUUGAUGUACGGCGACGGUGUCAUGGAUGAGAUCACGGCCAACAUCCUCCAGACGAGCGGCUACCCCCGUGCCCUCAACUUCCUGCUCUGCAUCUUCAUUGCCAUCAUUCCCUUGACCAAGAUUCCGCUCAACGCUCGACCCAUUGUUGCCACAUUGGAAGUUUUGACCGGAAUCCACCAGCAGGCUGUCGCCGACAGCUCGGCCAUGGUCGGGCGCUCUGCCACCUUCCGCGGUAUCAUGAAGGUUGCCAUCCGUGUCAUCACGGUCUUGGUCUUCCUCGUCAUUUCCAUCCUGUUCCCAGCGUUCGAUAGCAUCAUGGCCUUUAUGGGAAGUGCCUUGUGCUUCACGAUUUGUGUGCU